GACUCGCUGAAUCCUUUCCAAACUUUGACCAUUGGUGGUUGACACUCCAUGUAGAUAGAAGCGCGCGCCGUCGGUGGCUCUUUUCGUGCGACGAUGAUGGCAUUUGAGGGAGCAGAGCUGGUGUCCCGAGUGCUUGUGGUGGCCGGCAUGAGCGCUUUGUUGCCGAACUUGAAGGGAGGAAGCCUCACGAAGCCCUUCUUCGACUCCUUGGCGUGUCACGACGCCAUCGCCUCGGGUGCCAGUUGCCAGGUCUGCGAGACGAAGUUCAAACACUGCCGAGGGCAUUACGUCUACGAGCCCUUCACCGUGGUGUUCUUGGAGGCUCUGGUCACGGUGGCGCUGGGGGUCUUGGCGACCUUUUGCAUGCUCCCGGUUCGGCGUUCCGUGAGGCUCCUCUUCAACUGGUCAUCCAUCCGACGUGUUUUGCCUGUGGGCGCCACGUAUGCUUUGGGUGAUUUGAUGGACUUGGCUGCAGCCCGGAACGUGUCAGGUACCACCCUGCUGGUGGCGGCGCAACUGAGGUUACCUCUUUGUGCCCUGCUGCGUUGGAUUCUGCUGGGGCGGAACCAAUCCGCGCUGCAGUGGCUCAUGCUGUUGGUGAUCUCCUUCCUUUGUGUUGGGCAUGUGGUGCAUGAUUUGGGCGACACCAUGGCCGCUGGGCAGGUCGGGCACGAAGGCUCCUGGAUCGCUGCAUCACCGGAACAGCUGCUGGUCGCGCUGCCCUUGAUCUUGGGCAAGAGCUUGAUCAGCUGUGGUGGAGCGGUGCAUGCGGAGUACUUCUUGCAACGGGAUGCUGAAGAGGUGCCUUUGUGGGUGACCCAGGUGCAUUUCAAGUCCGCCACAAUGUUGGGGGCCUUAGGAGUGGCUUGGGCACAAGGCGCUGUGAGCGGCAAGAUCCUCUCCAACCGUUGGGACGGAGAGGUCUUUGGACAUUUGCCCGUAGGAGUCCUCCCUGGUGAUUGGAGGAUGCCCUUCUUUGGAGGCUGGGACUGCAAUACGUGGCUUUUAGCCGCCUGUUUGAUCCUCAACAACUUCCUGGUCGCCGACCAGAUGCGACGCCUCACCUCCGUCGCCAAGUACGUGGCCUAUGCUUUUGGGCUUGUUUUUAGCUAUCUCGCUCAGCUCUGUGAGGGACGAGAUUUGAGCUUCUUUCAAGCCUUCUCCUGCUUUGGCAUUGCCUUGAUGGCCGUUGCAUACAUUUCUGCACCUUUGGUUGACAAAAGCGUGAAGGGCAAGCAGAGCUAGGGCUCUGCUAUAGUGCAUGGCAACUGAAUGGCUAAGCGGGAGGCUUUAAGGAACGCCUCCCUUGUUCCAUCCAAAAUUUGGGAGCUCCAUGCUAGCAGCUUGAAACGAGGCUGACAUGUGUAUUUGGUGCUCUCACCAUCUUUUCACAUCCUGCCUGGGCAGAGAGACUUCAUUCAUAGCAGUGCCUUAAAGGCGCUUAUAUGGAAGACCAGUGGGCUCG
Messenger RNA from Durusdinium trenchii, 1465 nucleotides. Lineage: Eukaryota; Dinophyceae; Suessiales; Symbiodiniaceae. The record is from the annotation of a GenBank genome assembly.